AUGUGUGAAAAAGGCCAGAGUUCGCAGGUCGGAUCUUUCAAGCUUUCCAGCAUCCCUCUCAAUGCGACUGGCGACGCUGGCAAUACCUCGGAAGGGGAAAAGAUCAUCAGCGAAGUUAUUUCUCAGACCGUGGUCGGAGAAAUGGAGGACUUCGACGCCAUGCCUGAUCCGAAGGAGAAGGGCGAGAAGGGUGGGGGCAUGGGCGAGCUGGGCAAAAGCCUGGAGUUCUUGAUGUUCAAGGUCGCGCAGCUUGAAACCCUCGCGGAGUUGCAACAGACGGAGCUCGGAAUGCAGCGAGUUCUCAUCGAUAAGAUGCAAAAGAAAAUGGACUUUGAUGAAGCGGAAGUCUCAAUGGUGCAAAAGAGCUCCGAGGAGAGUGUGCAAGAAGCCCAUGACACCUUGACGAGGGUGCUCCACAAGCACGCACGCCAGAGGGAGCACAGGGAGUACCAUCCCGAAGCUCACGAGGAGGAGCCUGCAGUGCAGGAGGACGAGACGGCCGCCCAGGAGGAGACGGCGGUCGAGAGCCGGAGAGCCUUGCUGCAAAAGCGCCAGAAGCACCGCCGCAGCGCAUGGGGUCCGGUUGGAAAAGCGGUCAAGAGCGGCUGGGACAAUACAGGGGGCAGAGUUGUCAACGAAGUCGACAAGCAGAUCGAUGAUGCCGUCAAGAGGUUGGACGGCACCGGGCUCACCGGGGGCGCCUUGACCAAGGCCUACGAGACCGCCAAGGCGGCGGGGAAUGGGGCCAAGUUCUUGGCGAACACCGCAAUUACGACCGUGGAGAUGGCCGCGGCUAUCAUCGCGGGGGGAGGCAACUUCGGCGCGAGUUGCACCAACCAUCCUCCGUGGCUUGGCAUGCACGGCUCCCGGUUGGACAUCCAUUUCGGACACCAACACUGCUCGAUCUCCCUCGGUGUCAAGACCAUCACUCUUUUCAACUUCAACUGGGGCAGGAGGUCAGUAAACAUACCCGUACUGGAUAUGUUGCCAGAGCAAGUGAGAAAAGUCACGGAUGGCAGGAUUCAUGAGCUUUUCCCUUCGCAUUUUGCAAUACUUGGCCACAUUGGAUGGGACCUAGUAACUCACUGCCACAAUCCCGUCAACCACGUGGUGGUGGAACAGUGCCUGGCACGGUUCCUUGCCUAUCACACUCCCGUGCUCGACCUCCUGCCCGAGCAAGUGAGGAAAGUGACUGAUGGCAGGAUUGCUGAGCUCUUCCCUUCGUGGUUUGGAAUACUUGGCCACAUCGGAUGGGAAGUUGUGCAUCAUUGCCCAGGACACCACAACCAUAUUGAGGUGACCAAGUGUCUUGCGCGGUCGCUUGCCAAGUAUGCCCCCCCGUUCGACUUCCUGCCCGACCAUUUCAAGGUUCUGCAUCACAUCGGUUUCGAGGUCAUCCACAAUUGCGGCGCGAACCACAAUCACAUUGAAGUGACGAAGUGUCUUGCGCGGUCGCUUGCCAAGUAUGCUCCCCCUCUGGACUUCUUGCCUGAGCCGAUGAAGGCCCUUGCAGGUGGCGACCUCCCCUUGUCCUUCUUGCCUGAACCGGUGCAGGUCCUUGCAGGCGGCAAGCUCAGCACGAUCAUCGAGUGCGCGCAGCCCAACUCCCAUGGCGACCUGAUCAAGUGCCUUGGCUCCAAGAUCAUCGCCAGCGUGCCUCCGCUGAACUUCCUGAACCGCCUCGGCGACAUUUUCACGGAGUUCAUCGAGGUCUUUGCCAAGGUGGCCAGCACGGUGGCCACAUCGGCGAUGAAGGAAGGCCAGUCGCUGCUGCAGAUCGCGGCUGCCUCAGAGUUUCCGGCCGCCGGCGCCCCGCCGCAGGUCCACCACAGAGGUGCAAAUCUCCUCAUCACCGCGCAUUCGCAGCAUGCCCCGGCAGGGCCAAGCAGCUUCUUGCAGAGGGUCAAGGGCGACGACCCGCCGGCAGCCGUGAAAUGGAGCUUCGAAGAUUAUGGGCCCGAAGCCCACACGCUCGUCACACAGUUCGCGGGCAGGGAGACCUCCACCGGCUCCUGCUUGGCCUUUGCACCGAAGAACAUGACAGGAAGCAACAACCAAGCGACCGAGGCGGAUUGGAAGGCGAAGAGCGAGGACGAUUUUGUGGAGCUGAAGCCCUGGGCGGUUCCCUGCGGGAACCAGUGGAUGAAGACGAAGUGGGACAAGUGGCAAGGCUAUUCCAUGUACACAACGGACUUGAGUAUCGAGAAGUGCUUGACCGUAAAGUUUCAAGUGAACAUGCAGCCGGUGGUCGCCUUCGUGGGUGGCAUCCAGUUCGACUUGCUGCCUGGGCCCCUGGCAGAAGUUGACACCACGGUCUGCUGGCCGCGGGGUCAGCCUGAUGGGCUUGACCUCAGCGUCUUGCGCACGGUGAUCAAGUCCAACGGGGUCAUGCUCUUCAGCCGCACGCUGCGUCUAUCCAAGCGCUUCGGUGACAGCACGGACUUUGUGGAAGGCAACAUCAACAAAGGCCACCAGACCUCGAAAAGCUUCUUCGGCGUCAACGCCGCACCGGAUGAGAGCGGAACGGGCAUCGCCUCCAUGCAGCGUUCGAGCUUCCUCCAGGCUAACCAGAGCGCGAAAGCCAAGGAGGAGCUGGAGGAAGCUGUCUGGCAGACGCAGGAUGACCUCUACUUCGCAUCCAUCGAGUACGGGAAGGAUUUGGGCGUGAACAUCACUUCCGAGCUCGGGGGCCACGCGGCCCAGGAACAGCUCGAGGCGCUUCUUUCCCAGAAAGAGAAGAAGGAGGAAGCCGAAGAGGAGGAGGAAGCCGAAGAGAAGCAGGAAGUCGAUGAGACCUUCAAGCUUUUCAGCUUCAAGAACCCUGGGAUGAUCAACUUCGAGGUUCAGGGCCUCCUGCAUGGGAAUUGGCUCCAACUCGGGAUCCAGAUGGCCUUCGGGCCCUACGAGAGCCCGCACAUGAAGAUCCCUCUGCUGAACUUGGCGGACCAGUUCGCGCUCAUCCUUGCCGCACUGCCCCCCGGGCUCGUGUCCGUGGAGAGCCGGGCCAAGGCGAUCGCAUCGCUGAAGGACUUCUCCAGCAAGGAUGUGAAGAAGGUCAAGGCGCAGGUUCCGAAGCUGAUCCCCGGCACCACCAUCGGCUUGCGCAAUCCCCACUGGGGUCGCUACAUGAGGAUGAACGACCAUGCGCAUAUGGACACGAGCCAUCCCCAGGGUCUUGAUUUUCCAGCGGGAUGGGAAUGGGAGCUUUUCACCGUGGUGGACGCCGGGAACGGCGAGGUUGCCUUCCACAGUCCCCGGUUCAAUCGCUUUGUGUGGAUGGAAGGAGAAACGUGCAUCGCCACCCUCCCCGCGCCGGCCCACCACUACGGGGGCUGGGCCAAGGCACGCUUCAUGGAGGUCACCUCUGGGGACAACACCAUCGCGCUGUACAACAAAGCCGAGGGUCGCUUCUUGAGGCUACACAACACCGUCAUGGAUGCAAGCCCACAAGUUUCGAGCAAGUUUCCUGCUGGCUGGGCUUACGAGCGAUUCCAGAUUGUCCCGACGGGUCCCUACGGUGGCAUCAAGCCUGGCAUGGUGGUGGCCCUCUACAACACCCACUGGAAGAAGUUCAUCCGCAUGCACGGCGAUUUCAUGGACCCCAGUGUCGAGCAUCCACCACACUUGGCCAAUAAGGCCGGCUACCCUUGGGGCUGGACUUGGGAGCAAUUCACCGUGGUUGACGGUGGGAACGGCCUCAUUGCCCUGCAUAACGCCAUCCACAACCGAUUCGUGUCCAUGCGCGGCGGCACCACGCUGGGGACGAGCCAACCAAUGGCUGCCAAUGCCCUUCCGGCGAAUUGGGACUGGGAGCGCUUCGCUGUGGUGCCUGGGGGACAUCUCGAGAUUGCGCUGCACAACCACCCUCACAACAGCUUUGUCACGAUGACUGCUCACACCAUGCAGGGGCAUGCGGCGAACGCCCAGGAUUAUCAUCAUGGUUGGUGGCUCCAGCGUUUCAAGGUUGUGCCGCUUGGUGAAGUCGAGAUCAAGGCUUCGGAUGCGUCUUGGUCCUUCGACUGA
Messenger RNA from Symbiodinium sp. CCMP2592, 4023 nucleotides. NCBI's taxonomy places the organism in Eukaryota, Dinophyceae, Suessiales, Symbiodiniaceae. The record is from the annotation of a GenBank genome assembly.